AAUAGGCCAUGAUCGAUUGACACCCAAAGUCAAAUAAAUAUUUGUUUUUCUCAUUUUGAAUUCUCCAAGUUCUCAGCCCCAGCCAGUGACUUGCAUGUAGUAGGUGGGCAGUCAGUAUUGGGUGAAGUGAAUGUAUGUGAAGAAUCCGAAAUUGCCACGGGUCAAUGGGCAUUUGGGAAGGUUAGAAGUCGAGUCUGAGGUGUCCAGCCAUGAUCUCUGCUCGGUUUCAGAAUCUUGAAAAGAGAAUGAUUGCGUGGUGGGGCAGGUUUGCUUUUUCCCAGUCCUUUUCCAUUUGUGCCGAAAGGGGCCUGCAAGGAAUAAAAAGCAUAAUAUUAUGAAAAGAGCUAUAUUUAUUCCGCUCAUGAGUAAAGUGUUAGAUGCUCUUGGCUUCUCUGUCUGUGAAUCAUGAUGUCUUUUCUCCCAUGAAGGAUAAAUAUGGCAUUCAUUCCAACCCAUUUAGCCCAUUAUUCUUUUGUAUAUAAAAUAGGCCCAAUUAAGACAUUCUUUUGUUAAUUUCUACAUUCUGUGUGUGGCUAGAAAGAGUUUAAAAAUAUCCAUUGCAGCAAAUGUCUUUGAAUGCCUCUUGCAUAUAGAACAUACCAUUCCCUGCCUCCCCCCAAUAUUCACACUUAAUGAUGGAGGUUUUAUUUUGCUCCUCGAACAGGUACAGAGAGGUAUCUUCCCACUGGCCCACGUUCAGAUCAAAGUGUCUGCAAAUAUCAGCAUCUUGUUUGACAAACGUUUUCCAUUUUCACCCAGAUGUUUGGCACUGUCUAAUUCGAACUGCAGAGAGCUUUUUUCCCUCUUCUUGUGAUGAUUCAUUCGCAGUUGUCAAGGUAGACCCCAAGAGAAGGGGGUGAAAUGUUGACAUUUUUCUGCAAGAUGAAAAAAGAGAAAAGAAACUGCUUUCUCUUUGCUUACAGUAAUUACGCUUAACCAAAAAGUUCCAGUAUGUGCUUAAGAUACUCCAUGCAAUUCCACUGUUGCAUUCAGCAGUGCUUCCCGGGUCCCUGUUCCUUUUUGUAUUCUUUUGGGGAGUUUGCCGUUUCCUUGUCCCUUCCACAGAACAGGGACGAAGUAGCUCCUUCAGGAAAGGCCAGACAAAGGGAAAGCAUUUUUAAGGAUCGUCCCAGGGAACGGGACUUUAAUUCACUGCUCUCUCAUGCUUACUCCUUCUAAAAUGUUUACUGGGCACCUCUGGAAGAUAAAAUUGCCAUUGUCCAUUGUGUGUGCAGAGCAGCAAGCCCCAAGACGCUCUAAUAGUUAUUGGAAAGAUACAAUAGAUUCAGCAAGGUUGCCCUGAAUGACAUUACAAGGCUCUCUAUUUAAAAAUUGUCGCUUACUGUGACAGAAUGAUCACAUAGGAUGUUUUUAACUGAGAUGAAACACGGUAAGACAGAAACGGUGUUGAGGAUGUCUGAUCCUCCCCCAGGACUCACUGUCAUUUUGUUCUAUUGCAUGGCUAAUCCUAUGAGAAGAAGGCAGACUUCAUUAUUUUUCAGAGGAGUUCUGGUCCUCCUCUUGGUAUAGAUCUCUUCUGCAAAAUUGUACUGCAGGGUUCCGGGCUCUAAAAUCCUAACUGAGGCAGAUCUGGCACGUCCCAAGUGCACUCUACCUUUUCGGUCCUUUUUGUUACUAUUCCUAUUAUUAUCAGGCCACUGAAUGCUGGCUGGUCUCAGGACAAUGACAGGAUGUACUGUCCUCUCAGACAGCUUAGUCUUGUAGGGCCCGAAAGCUUCAUUAUUGAAAAUUGCAUUUGCCUUUUCUUUCUUUCAUUUACUUCGGUGGGGAGGAAAAAUGUUGAGUGGCUACUAGAUGGAGGCUGCUUUUCUUUGUAGGUAAUUCAUUUGGUCCAGAAGAGGGGAGUGCACACAAAUCGACCCAAUACACUUUGGGGACUGCUGGGGGCCGGUUCAGAGAGAAGAGGUUGCUAGUCAGGAUGGGUUCUCUGCUGCCAAGUUAGGCUCUUGGAAAUCAAAGCCCCAGUGUAUGCCUUGGCCCUUGUUUGCCCCCUCCUCCCUAGUCCCUCAUUGGUCAGCUGGCUGUGCUGGAGGUGGCUGAUUGACAGCAUGCAGGAAUUCCCCCCAGUAUAAAUAUAGCCUAGUGCAGUUACAGACUUCUCCCAGACCCCUGGGGCUGAGGACUUUCUGUUAGGAAUGUCCGCACACUGUGCAGAGGAAGGAAGGCAAUUUCCUUUCCUUCGCUUCCUCUACUACAGCUUUGGAGGAGAUCUCUUAGUAGACCUGUCUGACAUCUCUCAGGACUUGGAAGAAGCCCCUUGCUCUUCCACAGCCUACCCAAGACACCUGCCUUUCCCUAAGAUGUUUGAGUUCCUGAAUGCAAUAAGAGAACUAGAUGACAGUCACUAUGAUCAGGACCGGAAUGCUCUUAAAAGGAAAGAAUGGGAACGACGUUCUCAAGAAGUUCAGCAAGAUGAGGAUCUCUUUGCUUCAGGUUUCAGUCUUUUUGGGGAACCCUACAAGACAAACAAAGGUGAUGCACUUGCCAGCCGAGUCCAGAACACACUGGGAAACUAUGAUGAAAUGAAGGACUUAUUAACCAAUCAUUCCAAUCAGAGUCAACUAGUUGGAAUUCCCAAGAAUUCUAUACCCCAGACUCCCACUGAAAAAAAUGAACAAAGCUUUUUUCCUGAUCAAAGAAAUCGAAUGAUUGCACCUCAUCAGGGCAGUAGCCAGUCAGUGCCUCUUCUGUCUUCAGUGACCUCGAGUUCAAGUCACCAGAACAUCAGAAAACCAAGAGCUGAUUGGCCACGAGCUGGCCAUUGCUCCACCAUUACCCAGGCAAGUCAGUCUACUGGUCUGCCAAAUCGAAUGAAACAAAGCAAUCCCCAUGAUCAGCCUCAAGGCAGAUAUGAAGACCUGUUCAACUGUCAAAGUGACCAACACAAAAAUGGAGGAAUGGAGGACGCGAGCAUGUCAACAUCGUCCUCGAAUUCAAGAAGACUUAGUCAUUCCAAGGCCAGUGGUGGAGAUCAUUUUUAUAAAGAAAGCAUCCCUUGCCCAUCCCCAAUAGAUUUUGAAUUUUUAGCAAAUGGGCCUAUUUCUCCACUCUCUUCCACAUCUUUACUCUCUUCGGCCAGUAGUCUUUCAGUCCAAAAUUUUCCACAAGGCCUUUACUGCAAAACAAGUAUGGUUCAGCAGAAGCCUACUGCUUAUGUGAGGCCUAUGGAUGGUCAGGAGCAACUCCCAGACUUCUCCCCUGCACUGAAGCCGCUGCUAGAAAUUGAGAGUGGAUAUUCAAGUCAAACAUUUGGGACAUUGCUGGAAGGAAAACCUAGUGCAACCACUGCAAAGACUAAACUCCCAAAGCUCACCAUUCCUCAGCCAAGUGAAAUCAACCUUUCUAACGAUCCGAACUGCGUGGAAGAAAUUUUGAGGGACCUUCAGCUUUCGACCUCGGCAUACAGCGUGCAAAAGUGGAGUGACCCUGAGAUCAAAGCAGCUACCAAACCCCCUGUGCCACAGAAGUCAAUGCUUGAAGACGACCUGAAAAUUAGCAGUGAUGAGGAUGAAAUUGAGCAGGACAUUGAAAAGGCAAAAACCAUGGACAUUCCUUCAAAUGAUUUCGAAGGAGGCAGUUCAUCCCUUCAACCUGUAGAAAGACAGGAAAAUUUUGUUGAAAAGCACUUAUUGACUGCAGCCCUUAAUAGCCCGACUGUUCCGCCAGCUCCUGAGCCAGUCGUCAUCCCCUCGAGUGGGGGAUCUGAAAGUUCCAGUUCUGACAGCAGUUCGGAGUCUGAUUCUGACAGUGAGAGCUCUUCGAGUGACAGUGAGGGCAAUGAGGAAUCUCGCAGCAACACGCCGGAGCCAGAGCCUCCUUCGACCAACAAGUGGCAACUUGACAAAUGGCUGAACAAAGUGAACCCUCAGAACAAGACAAUUAUAAGCAACCAAAAUGAGACAUCCAAUGAGAACAAUCCUCUACUUUCCAUCACCCCACAAACCGAAGUACAGAAUAAGGCAAAAGUCACUCCCGGCCUGUUCCAGAUCGAACCCAAAGAGAGGCCUCUCCUCAGCCCUCUCCGGGAGAAAGCUCGACAACGGCUCAUGCAGAAACCACCACCUCCUCCUCCUCCUCCUCUAGAGGCCAAAACCUCCAGGCAGAAGUCACCUGCUCAAAAUGAAGCAGCCUCACAAAAGAUUAUAGUCAAAAAGCAACCCCAAAAGGUUGAAAGAACACCCAGCACUGAAGAAUACCCCUGGUCUAGACCAAAUAUUCAUCCCAGCAACACUCCCAAAGAAAAAGACACACUGGAACACCCAGAGCAGGCCAAAGCACGGAAUAGAGCAGCAGUUGGUAAACUGGCUCCACGGAAAGAACCCAAACUCACUGCCGCAUUUAUUGCCGAAAAGAAGAAGUUUAGAGGCCCUGGAAAGAUCGCUCCCAAGUCUCGAGAAUUUGUUGAAACUGAUUCCUCGACUUCAGAUUCAAAUACUGACCAAGAUGAAGCCUUACAGGUCAAACCAGUGCCUCCUUGUCCCACUUUGACCAGUGCCCUCAAACCCAAGGAGGCGCCGAGCAACACUAUUUUCAAUGUCAGCACUUUAACAGGAAGCAGCAGCAGUUGCAGCAGCAGCAGCAGCCUAUGUCUGGAUAUCGCCACCAAUGAGGUGGAGGAGCCCCUUUUCUCACCUCUGCCUAUUGGGCAAACCGAACUUCUAUCCCCAAUACGUGAUUAUGACGACACUAAAGCACUUUGGGUCAAAAUAGAUCUUGACUUACUGUCUCGAGUACCUGGUCAAGAUCCACCCGAAACCACUUCCAUGAAGAGUGAACCCAGAGAUAACAUUAAACCACCGCAAACACAAACACCACAGAUCCCGCAGGCCCGUGAGUCACCUGGCCCUUCAUUUGCUGAUAAGAUGUCUGGGAAGAACAAGAGAAAGUUCAAGCCAUCUGACCAUUUGGAUCUGUUCCCUGAGAACAAGAAGCAGCGACUAGAGGAUGGCCCAGUUUCCUCUCUGUUUCCACCAUGCAUAUCACCAAUACCUAGUAGUCAAAGAUUCCCAAGCACUAAAGAAAAUGUUCUCGCAAAAAAAGUGGCUAAGAAGAGAGAUGACAAGCUAUUCCCACCUCCACUGUCCCCAUUGUCGGAUGAGCCCCUACAUCGACGCAUCAGUUCUGAUAGCAAGAGUUCCUUCAGUCAGGAAGUUUUCAUGCCUACUGCUUUUCCUGCUGCCAGUUGUUCUUUUGCCAGGCCCAGAAAGAAUGAGAGCAAGACCCAUUUAAACUUCAGGAUAUGUGGUGAAGAUACUUACAAUCGCGGCCCCAGCAUUGGGCUUCUGAAUAGUAAUCAACUAGAGAUGGCUACUUGGUCUUCGAUGUCUUCAAUGGCUAAUGGGAGUGUAGAGACUAGAAGACCUCGGAUUCAUUUUGAUAACAUGCCUCACAGCGCUGACUAUUACAUGCAGGAGGCCAAGAAGCUCAAGCACAAAGCUGAUGCACUGGUGGAGAAGUUUGGCAAGGCUAUCUAUUACACUGAUGCAGCCCUCUCCUUCAUCGAGUGUGGCAACGCAAUGGAGCGGGACCCAUUGGAGGCGAAAUCUCCAUACACCAUGUAUUCCGAAACUGUGGAGCUCAUCAGGUAUGCCCUGAGACUCAAGAAUUUCACCUGCUCCUCUUCUACCGAGUGGGACAAGAGGCUUGCAAUUUUAUGCUACCGAUGCUUAUCACUCCUGUACUUGAGAAUGUUUAAACUAAAGAGGGACCACGCUAUGAAGUAUUCUAGAUCUCUGAUGGAAUAUUUUAAGACUUCCUCCAAGGCUGCCCAGAUACCAUGGGGAAACUAUGGAAAGAGUGCAGAAGUAAUGUCGCCAUUGUCCCUGAGCCCUUCAUCAUCAAAUGCUUUACCAUCCUUGGGACCUAUUGUCAUUCCUCACCGAAUCCACCACAUGGCUGCUAGCCAUGUCAACAUCACUAACAAUGUGCUUCGAGGUUAUGAACACUGGGACAUGGCAGACAGACUGACCAGAGAGAACAGAGAAUUCUUUGCAGAUCUCGAUUCACUGAUGGGGCCUUUGACUCAACACAGCACAAUGACGAACCUGGUUCGAUAUAUCCGCCAAGGACUCUACUGGCUUCGCCUAGAAGCCCAUCUGUCCUAAUUAAGUUGAACCAUCAUCAACAUCAUCCCAUGGUUCUACCUCUUCCAACGCACUGACGAUCACUGGUGGAACUCCACUUAUUUGGGAAACAUUUUUUGCUUUGUGUGUUCAUUUUCAUGCCUCUUUUGAUAUCUGUGGGAAUAAGGAAUCAUUCAAUGUAAGUGGACACUACAUCUCCCAAGUAGUAUAUGUUAAGUCUAUCUAGCUAUUCUGGGUAAUUCCUACUACAGCAUUCCAACUGUGUACCCCUCCUAUACUUUACAGAACACUCCAUUCCCUGCAGUCAUGUUUCAUGUCCACACUGACUAAAACUAAAAAAAAGGAAAGAGAGCACUUUUUGAAGAUGACGGAUUCCUGAGAAAUAAAGCAUAAAUGUUUUCCCUAUGUAUAAGAUAAUUUAGACACAGAGAACCUGCAGAGAUUAAAAUUUUAUAAAUCAUAUAGCUGUCCCCCAAAUCUAUACUCAUAUGAGCCAGAAAAAAAAUAGCCUUUUACUGCUUCAUUAUUGGUCAGGAUUCAUUCCUGAGGGUUUGUGCUCUCCAUUGAUCUUCAGUGACAAUUUUCAUUUUGAAACUUCCUGGGGAGAUGUCCCAAUAAUAUCUAAGUACCAAUAGUGAUAGAAGACAAAGCAACACAGCAGUGCCACUCUAAAAAUACUAGCCAUUAAGCUAUUAGAGGGUUUGCUUGGUUGUCCUUUGUUUUCACCAGCUGUCCUAAUUCUCUGCUGUCAGGUAGUAAAGAACAAAAAAGGAUAGGAGAGAGUGAUGGCAUUUGUUUUGAGUGGUUUGGGCAGUCUACUGGCUUGUUCCCUUUCCAUUCUGGGACUUCACACAGUUUUAGUCUUUCCCUAGACUUCACUUGGAGAAGGGCUCUCUUUGGCAGUAGAGAUUGAUUAAAAUAUAUAAAUAUAUAUAUAUAUAUAUAUAUGUAUAUGUGUGUAUGUGUAAGUGUGUGUGUAUAUAUAUAUAUAUAUAAUUAUAUACAUAUGCCUCAAUGGGAGGUACAAAAUCUAAUGCUACAUUAUAGACAUGACUACUGCAGAUGAGAGUCAUCUGGAGGGCCCUUGAACCAGUCAUUAACCCUGAUAAUGCCUGCUUUAGAGCCAUUCCUCAUACUCUGUUGGCAGGUUGGCACUUUUUCAUAAAAUUGACAAAAAUACCAAGUUUCCACUACCUAGAAGUAAUACUAUACUGUUUAAUGACCUAUAGUAUUUGGCCCUCUCAGCCCCCCAAAGUUCCCAUUGUCAUGUGGGUAUUUUUCCUGAUUAGUCAGUCAAUUAGGGUUGAUUCCAUGCAAGUCUACACCAUUAUGAACCAAUUCAGAGGCAAUCCCAAAGAAAAUUACCAAUGAUCUAAAUAUUUGUGCACCCAUUUUGUUUUUUGCUUUGAAGGGAAAACCAAACAUAUCACACAAUUUGGCCACAUUUCUCCAUUAGUUACGACUAACCACCCACACCUUUUACCAUGCUUAAAAUUGAAUUUAUGUCCAAAAAUACUGCAGUGGAAAAUUAAUACUGUCUGUCUCACCACACACCUAUAAAAUAUCAUCCAAACAUUAGCUAAUCAUAACUAUCUCCUAAUAUAAAACCCAGAAUAUUCUUUAAUCUGCUGUUCAGAUCACAGUUACAGAUUACAACUGCUGUUGAGUUACAGCCAGAUAAAAAUGUGAUUUUCAAUCUGAUCUUGUAUAUUGGGGAUGAGAAUUUAAGGAAGGCAUAUUCAUAAUGGUAUUCUUCUAGAGGCAGGGAGGGACACACAGGCCUCUGAAUUGUAAGAAAACCGGCCUGGUGGUCUUGCUAGGAUUCAGGUCCUAAUCCAUCAGCUCUGUGCUCAGCAAGGCCAUUGUCUAGACUUUUAUAUUCAACACAGACAACUAUAAUCCGACAUUACUGUGGACUACUGAAUAGAGACUUCUCAAAAUUCAAUCUCCACAAACACCAUAUCAGAGUACCAGGGGCAGUUUCCCAAGGAAACUUAAGUGUUAGUUUUCCCUGGUCACUUGUAGAAGAAUGAUUCAUCUCUGAUUUCCGGAUAUUUUCAUCUCUCCUUGACAUACGACAGGUAGGAGACAAAGAAAUCUCCCACCUGAUUUUGCCACCUCCGGUGGCUAAAUUUAAAGGCUCUGCCAAUGGCAGUGGCAGUGGCAGCGGCAGCGACAAUAUCCUAAAGUCUGACAGACGAGUUGAGGCUUAGCAGCCAACUCAUACUUGACCAGUCCUAUUUCAAAAACAGCUUAGUGAAUAGUUCAACAUGGAGAGCAAACCACUCUCUUAUCCAGAGGGGAUGAUGCUUUUGGUUUCUCUAUUAAGGAUUCGUACUGGUUUAUCAUUUGCAAUGUGGUAACUGGAGUUGUCUGUAAUGUGUCUUAGUUAUGGAGACAUUCUAGGGUUGGCCAUGUUGAUGUGUUAAGUACAGCUUAAAUGCUCAGAUGAGAAUAGAGCCCAAGGCCUUUAAGGUGAUGGUGGAGAGAAGCCAGAUGUCUCUCCUUAGACAUGUUUUCCUGUCACUUGUCUAAGAGCAAGGGAAUGGUUCUAGAGUAACGCCAUGGAAUUGACUUCAGCUGGAAGGCAUAUUUAGGAAAGCCAAGUACUUUGUAAGCUCCAUCAGCGCUAAUACAGAGAAACCACAAUCCUCUUCUCUAUGAGUACCACCCAGGCACAGUCCAAUACCCUCUUUGGUAAUCCAAAAUGCCAAAAGUGGCAGUGUAAAAAGUUUCUGUAUGGCUGUAGACUUGGAUUUUUUUUUUGGAUACUGUUAAUUAGCUACAAAAUUCAUUAGUGACAUUGUCAUUUUACUGUCUUGGUGUGGUAGGUAGGAUUAUUUUGAAAAUCAUUUACUAAUGCAAUGCUAAGGAUAGAAUUUCACCAUUAAGUAUGUUGUUAGCCAGCUUGUAGACAGACUGUUAAUCACCAAACCAUUUGAUUGAGAAAACCAGGGUCUUUUUUUCUGAUUGGAUGACACCAUUGCAAUGGUAGAUUGGUUGUUGCUAGUGGGAAAUGAUUCAAGCUGGAGGUCCCCUUUUUCCAUCAGAAUAAAAUGAUGUACACCCUCCAUUCGUAAGAAAGUGGCUAAAUUAGAGCUUUUAGUGAAAUUGUGUUUUGAUCAUACUUAGGGACAUUCUAUCAAGGAACCAUAUUUCAUUCACACUAUCUUAACUGCUUUGAAAAGAUUUUUGAUCAUCUUUCCUGCCACGAAUUCCUUAUGUUUUAUUAAAAUUCCCCUUCUGGAGAUGGUGUUGGAGAGCAAUUUUUAAAAUCAUGAAUGGAGUUCCCAGGGACUAGUUACCAAAUAACCCACUUCUUAACAGACACAGGGACUCUAUGACCUUAAAUCAGUUGUUUGCCCCUCUCUGGGUUGGGUCCUUUUCAUCAUCUCUGAAACAACAAAGGGAGUUGGAUCCGGAUUGUUCUUAUCUAGGGCCCUUCCCACAUCUGUGUUUCUGGGUGAAGGAGCUGGACAAGAUAGCCAUUCAUCUCUAGCAUUUGAUGACCCUCUGUUUCAAACAGUGGGUUGUUUCCAUUUAUAUAUCUAUACAUACACACAAAACAACCUUUUACAUUUAAUUAUAACAAAGUUAAACCAGUUGCUUGAUGGAAGGCAGCUCAAACAACUGGCUGAAUGAUAGAUUUUUUUUUUCUUUUUGCACUUCAACUGAUACUACCUUAACACAGCCUUAUUUACAUACUUAAUAUCAAUUCAUUUUCAUUGGGAUUAGCAAUAGAAAUAGCAUCUUCAUAUUUGACAUCCAUUAACAGGUAGGUGAAUAGAUUAGCUAGUGUCAGAUAGUAGUUAUUUUAGGGUAAAGAAAGAGAGCUGUCCACUUCCUUUUCCGUUUUCCACCUCAUAAACAUGGAGGCCCUCUUAAAAUACCAUCACGUUUUUCUCAGUAAUCAGAUAAGUAACCGAAGAUUGCAUUUUAUGUAUAUGAGGGGAAUGGGGUGGGGGGAACCCUUCUGAGCCAGAUUGCAGUUGGGGGGAAAGGGGGAUAACCCUUCUGAGCCAGAUUGGGGGGAGGGGGGAGGCGGGGUAUCUUUCUGAGCCAGAUUGCAGUUGUAGGGAUGGGCAGGGGUGGGGGGAACCUUUGUGAGCCAGACUGCAGUAUUUGCCCCGUUUGGAUCCUGACAGGCAGGGAUAAUUGAAACCUAUAUGAGGCCCAUGUAAAGUCAGGAGAUGCUGAACUGCAUUUUCAGAAUCAUUAUAAGCAAUCAUUCUUGUAAGAUAUUAGAGCUUUCCAUUUUAUCAUCUGUGAAGUGUAGAAAAGCAACGUUUGAUAAAAUUCAUUUAAGAUGCCCAAUGCCCAUUGGCUAUUGAGUAGUACUCCUUACUUUACCCCAAGCCUUGGUAGAAGAGUUGGCCUUUGAAUUUUUUCCUUGACCUUAAGAUGGGAGCUGGAAGAUCAGAGAAAGGGUGGUAUAAUCAGGAAGCCUUUAAAAACCCCCAGCCCUCCCUAAAAGAUGGCAGAAAGGAGAACAGUGUGACCCCUUACCAAAAGUGGCAAAUGAAAGUUUUCAACCUGGGAGGAGCCCUUUCAUAGAGAUCCCAUUUCUCGUCAUCUGCCAGGCCUUGUAUUCUUUCCUCAACAAUUUAUGUUUAAGUUGGAGUGGGUAGGGUGGAAGGGGGGAACAGAGUCCCCAGACUUGGUGCCUUAAUAAGAAUCUUAGAUGCUCCCUACCUAUUUGAUUCGUGAUUAAAUUAUACCACUGGACUGAUGGAGAGGAGGAAUUCCAGCAAGGAAAUACACCAUCCACCAGCCAGAUUCCAUCACCUCUUUCAGAAAUCAGUCAACUGGAUUUCCUUCUGUAUGCCAGGGACUUACCAGGGAGGCAAGUUUCCAUCAGGUAGCCACCUAAGAAACCCUGGAACAAAUUGAGCUUGAUUUUAUUCUUCCUAUUCUCCCACCCUGGUAGAUAAUUUUUUCAUUCCAAACAAUGCUCCCAAACCCAAUCAGCAAGGCCAGUGACUGUCCCACAAGUGCAGACAGAACAUUAUCCAUACAAUAAGACUGGUUUUAGAGGGUCAUAGACCAACAGAAAUUGUUGGGGUUUUUUUUUAUUUUAUAGUCUACUCACUUUUUCCUAUCUUUUCAUAAGUACAGAAGUAUUUUUGAUCUGGUUUAGUGAGGUGGGUGAAACACAGACAUCUGAGCCCUAGGAAGAAAGAUAGUAAGAUAAAGAUAGUAAGAAAGAAGAUAGAAGAAAGCCUCCUUUAGCAGACCAAAUAAUCUGAGUUACAGAAACUCAAACUGCAGUUCCUGCUUCUAGACUAAGUAGUGGUAAUGAGCUCUAGAGUCAGAUCGGUCAGAAUCCCAACAGGGUCAAUGGGGAUAUGGGUGGGUGGUAUUUGUUGUUUUGCUUUUUUGUUGAGUUUAUUUUAAUGUCCAGAGUAUCCUUCCUAAUUAGACAUAAUAGUAUAAGCUAAUAUUUAUUGUGUUUUUUUAUGAACAUGAAACUUAGUACUUAUCACCCCAAACCCCUUUCUUCUUCAAUUAUGCUUUUAUUCUACUGACUUAGAAAUUUAAUUUCUGUAUUCAAAUUCCCAAAAUUAAGACAUAUACACUGGCUAGCCUACAUCUCAAUUCAAGUCCUAAGCUUUCCUAUAUUAAUUACAUCAUAUUCAGAACCUGUCAUGUGAAAUAAUUUGUUCUUCUAGAUGACAUCGAAAGAGCAAACUUUUGACAUUUUUAAACAUUGAUCCAGAAUGAUCUCUUCCUCAUUCUGACCUCUCAUUCAGUCAGUUUUCCAAAACAUACGGAAAUAACUGUGAUGUGUAAGACAACAUAUGCUAGCUAAGUUCUCUGCCUCCUAGGAGCUUACUAUCAGUCAUUAAUUCUGGAGAUAGUAUGAAACCAAAACAUUGGGUUCCUCCAUUUCCCAAGGAUUCUUCUCCAGCUCUUUUUCUUAAUGGAAUAUUUCAGUGCCUGGAUUUAGGUUGUUGGCUUAAUAUCUUGCAGAUUAAAUCAGUCCCUCAGCAGUAGAUGGAUUGGCUUGCAUAGACAUAGCAAGCUAGAAAUGGACAGGGUCAUCGAGUCCAUCUUCUGAAUUUCAAAGCAAGACAAUAUCAAAACAAGAGUCUUUAAUCUUGCUUUUCACCUAUAAAUCUUACAAGUGCAAUUCUUCGUAAAGAUCCAAACCGUGUAGUCUUUUUUUUUUUAUUAAGCUCAUUCCCUCCCCAGAAAAUUCUGUCCCGCCGGAUAUUUCCAAAACAGAAAUCUUUCAACUCAAAUCCUUCACAUUUCUUGGAUUCUGCAUUUGCUGCUUUUAUUCUUGACACUCUUCUUUGGAUUAGCGCUUUUAAAAACCGUUUGAUUUAACAUCCUCCUCAGAUGAUAUGAAUAUGUCACAAGUGAACUUGGCAGAGAUACCACAAAGGGAAAUGGUUCCUGGGAUCAAAGGGUACAUAAACCCCUUCACUUGGCCAAUAUCAGCUGUUUAGUGACAUUUCCCCAGUGUCUGAGGAUAGAUCUCGGAAGAACUAUUGCUUUCUUUUUCUUUUUGGACCAAUGCCUAGGUAAAUGUGAGUUUAUGGGUUGUAUUUGUUCCUGCUUCUAAGGAUAACAGGCAGAUGAGAAGUAGAUGUGUCCUGAUUUCAAACUUGCCAGUCACAACUCCCUAAGAAUCUCACCAUGUUAUCACAACAUAAAUGCAACUUCAUUGCAUUCAUUUGUCCCAUUUUAGAGCUCUGUGGCAACUGGGUUUUACCGUUGUGACUUUAUUUUGGAGUGAGUGACAUGGCUGCUGAUUGAGAAAGCAGGAUUUAUCGAUGAGUUUGAGUUGGACAUCCAGCAGUAGGCAAUUUCUCGAGAUAAUUCUUGUAACCAACCAAACUCUGAAUGGUAACAUUCUGUACAGGAAAUCUGCUGUUUUGUUGUCGCUGUUGCUGCUAUUGUUGUUGUUAUUGUUGUUUUUGCUUGUUGGGUAGAGGAGUAUUUUAGUGGUAAAAAAUUUUCAGCUCCUAAUUCCUUUGUAAAAGGAUGUCUGUCAUCUAGGGUAUUUGGUAAAGCUAUGUGAGGCUGGCUGCUGCCUAUCAGUAAAAUGUAGAUAGACACUGAUCAAGUUCCAGCAUUCCCUUCCACGCGUACAGAUUCACGAUCAGAGGGAAGGAUAGUUAGAAAUUGUUUUGGACUGUAUGUUUUUAUAAUAGACUUUCUGCGCUAAUGCUGUUCUAAAAACUCUACUACAAGCUAUUUCCUCAUAACAGAGACAUUUGAUUCAGAAUCAGAUAAGCCCCGGAGAUUUAGGGGCGCACUCUCUCUCUCUCUCUCUCUCUCUUGCCUGGCUUCUCAGAGCAUGGAUGUUGAAUUUGUAACUGGGAGGCACACGGUAGCUUCUCUCUUAUACUUGGAGCAUUUGCUAAUGUCAGCACUAGUCCAUGUGUAAGGAGCAGAAGGCUAAUUUCAUUGUGCUGUAAUGAUGACAGGGCGCUGUCACCAUUCUCUUGUUCUCACUUCUUAGCACGAAUUUAGUUUGGGGGACCAGGCAUUUUUCAGAUGAUUAAGUGUCACUGAAAGUAUGCAUUCAGCUCCAGGGAUGCACGUGCAAAGGGAUCUUUCAUCAUCCCUAUGAGGUGAGGACACUCACAAACAAACAUGAUCCUGGGGAACCAAUUGCUCCCAUGCUAUAUCAAACAACAGCUUGUGUUUGGCUUACUAUUUCUAUGCUAUUGUUGGGCUGGAUGUGUUGCUUUAAUAGAACUUUAUCUUUCCCUAAACCCAUUUCUCAGAAGGCUAUGGACAUAUCACCACGAAAGGGCCAAAACUAGAAAUGGAAGGGAUUUUCCCUUGGGUACUCUUUGGCUUGGUAGCGCACUUCUUUCUGUCCCCUGGGGAUGGCACUGACCUUUGUUGGAGAAGUGUCAUUACUCCAUACAAAGUUUCCAGGAGAAGAGAGAGAACUAGAAUGCAGGGGACAUAAUUAGAGAAUGCCAAGGGAACCCAGACUGUGGAAAAGUGUCUCAUUUGAUGUCGUGAUGUUGGAACUGGAAUUGACCAGUAUCCACUAUACCAUCUCUAAUCUAUAUCCUGAAUGUUGUAUGUCGCCUGGCCUGGUUACUCAAAACAAAGCCUCAUGAAGUCUCAAAGGUCCUCAGACCAAAGUAAGAUCCAUUUCCACAAUGAUGUCACCCCGGGUAACCAUUCAAAUUAGAGGAUCAUUUCAUAAGUUCCCUUUGAGCUUGAAAUCUCAUUUCAUCUAAAGCCAAUUUGCCUUCUGUUUUGUGCAGCUCUCCUUACAGCAAUCCACGAGGUGUCUUUGUUCUUACCAAGCAUGUGAUACUUGUCAAAUUUUCAGUAAGUUGCGCCAUUUUGUACAGGCCAGGGUAACUGUUAUAAUGCCAAGCAAUGACUACAGUGUUGUAUAGUUAUGCCGGUUGGAUUUCUUUUGUUUCCUAUGGGUAGAAUUGUUCGUGUUCUGCUUGGUUUGGGUCUUCUUUUCAGCUUUGUGUUUCCAAUGUGUUGCCCAGUUACACAUUUUGUUUCCAUUUGGUUCUGAAUACAGUAAUAUUCUGUGUAAAAACAUUUUCAAUGUAGUUUUGUGAUUUUUCCACACAGCGUCUGUAUAAAUCACAUUGGCUAUAACUAGUGCAUUGGUUUCUCUCCUAGAGGGAUUAAUUAUAGUUCCAAGUGCAUUAGGUUAUUUAAAAAAAGUUAAAUAAAAUUUCUAUUAAAGUUUAA
Molecule: messenger RNA, 14792 nt
Organism: Monodelphis domestica (gray short-tailed opossum)
Lineage: Eukaryota; Metazoa; Chordata; Mammalia; Didelphimorphia; Didelphidae
Gene: AFF2
Product: ALF transcription elongation factor 2
Biological process (GO): regulation of RNA splicing
Cellular component (GO): nuclear speck; nucleus
Molecular function (GO): G-quadruplex RNA binding
Source: RefSeq, a predicted model, not a curated record